Rosa chinensis is the source of this 771-nucleotide messenger RNA. RefSeq names its product plant UBX domain-containing protein 4. The coding region runs from base 15 to 455 and encodes 146 amino acids. Gene Ontology annotation, biological process: autophagosome assembly; proteasome-mediated ubiquitin-dependent protein catabolic process; nuclear membrane reassembly. The record is from RefSeq and is a predicted model, not a curated record. The transcript is spliced from 2 exons. Gene Ontology annotation, molecular function: ubiquitin binding. Lineage: Eukaryota; Viridiplantae; Streptophyta; Magnoliopsida; Rosales; Rosaceae. Gene Ontology annotation, cellular component: nucleus; cytosol.
CCUCCCAGUCGCCCAUGCGCUCUCGCUCCCCGUCGCCGGCUCCGUCUCGCCCGGCCUACCAGCUCCGGUCCAAACGCGCCGCCUCCGGGACCAGCAAGGAGGACAACAAGCCGCCGGCUGCGCGUACACGUGGCGGCAUUCGCACGCUUUCCGAUCUGAAUCGGCGUCCGGUGAAGGAUGGGUCUGACAGUGACUCCGAUGAGCCCAAGGAGUACUACACUGGUGGCGAGAAAAGUGGUAUGCUUGUCCAAGACCCCACCAGAGGCGGGGGUGACGUGGAUUCAAUUUUCACUCAAGCCAAACAGUUUGCACAAGGACCUCUGGAACCUUCGUCAAGCUCAAAAAGUUUUACUGGAACAGCUAGAACACUUAGGCUAUGUUUGGUUGGUGGAAAGGAAAGGAAUCAAUUUCCUUUCCCAUGGGAAAGUGAAUCCGGAGGGGAGGGGAGGGAAUGAAUUUCCUCCACUUUUUCCCUUCAUUUGGGAAACACUUUCCCUUCCAAUGGCUGUCCCAAACACAGGAAAGGAAAGUGUUUCCUUUCCCAAUGCCAAUUUUCCGGGAAACAAACAUGGCCUUACAGGAGAGACCGUUCCAACUGCUGCACCUCAGCCACCUGAGUCCAUCAAUCACACCAUUACUUUCUGGAGGAAUGGCUUUUCCAUAGAUGACGGUCCGCUGCGGAGGCUGGAUGAUCCUGCAAAUGCAGCCUUCUUGGAAGUAAGUUUUCAUGAAAUUAUCCAAUCGUUUCAAUUAUUUUCAGAGCUCUAUACC